UCUGAGGAAACCAGGAAAUGCAAAGAAGCCAGAGAGGACUCAGGGGAAGGAGAAACAGGGUAUUAUGAACACUGACUCACACAUUAUGCAGGUCAUCUUCAAAUAUAUCAGAGACAGUAUAGAGAUGCUCAAUGUUCACUAAACAAAAUCUGUGCUGCUAGUUAUAACACUGGUAUAAAAGAGUUUCCUCAUUUUUCCUGGUUGGACACAAGAGAAAGUUCUGCUUCUGAGGACCUGCAGCUUAUUUAUUGGCUUAAUAGCAUUACCCCAAUAAGAUACAUACAUAAACUCUUCCAAAAGAUUUCCCAGGCGGAGGCCAGUAAGGACAGUCCGACAUCAUCGUCUACAUGAAUGAAAAUAUCAGAAUUACAACAGCAGGGGCUACAGACUCUUUCUACACUGGAUCAUUCAGACAGAUCACUGCUCUUCAGAAGCAGUUUAAUAGCAAUCACAGCCCAGUGUAGUUUUAGAGUCUGAGGCCCAGAGCAGACAUCAUUAUAUGAGGCUUCACACACGAACUGUGAUCUUGCAACGCUGUUAUCUCACUAGUGCAAAGGGAUUGAGCUGAUAUGUGAUCAGAGCAGUCAGGAGAGUUCAGAGAGAACAAGGGGGAAGGUUGAUGAUGUUACUCUCCUGCCUCCUGCACGCUCUACCCAGCUGCCACCCCUCACCUACUGCAAACUGAGUAUUACCAGGAGGCACCAUGCCCCUGUCUCGUGUCUGUGGGAUAUUUGUUCUCCUCAGCAUUGGUCUGAUUUCCUUCAUCCCUUCUUGUCACGGAGGGAACCUUCUGGUGUUCCCCAUUGACGGCAGUUCCUGGAUCAACAUGAAGCUCCUGCUGGAGGAGCUACAUGCCAGAGGACACAGCCUCACUGUAAUCCGGGGGAGCACCAGCUGGCACAUCCCAGAGGAGUCUCCCCUUUACACGUCCAUUACAAUUAAAAUGGAUGAGGGUAUGGAGAACUUCUUUGAAGUGUACCUGCAGGAACAAAUGAGGGCGCUGAGAGAAGGGGCCUCAUUUCUAACUUCCUUCAAAAUCACAAAGGAUUUUCUUUCAAUGAUAUUUAAAGCUCAUUCUAUGUGCGCUGAUGCUCUCAUUCAAAUGUUAGAUGAUGAAAACCUAGUCAAACGAUUAAAGGACGCCCAAUAUGAUCUUGUUCUCACUGACCCAGCCGUAGCACCAGGUGUUCUGUUAGCAAAGUAUCUCAAACUACCCCUGGUGCUUAAUGUUCGCUGGAUCAGCAGUGGAGACGGACAAUUUGCCAUAGCCCCCUCCCCACUCUCUUAUAUUCCGGUGCCAGGAUCGGGUUUAACUGACAAAAUGAAUUUCAUGCAGAGGGUCAAGAACCUGUUAUUCUACGGCAUCAUAUUGUUCCAGCACAAAUUYAUGGUGGGGCCAAUCUACGAUGUUGCCUGCACUAAAUAUAUUGAGGGUGAAUGUGACAUCAUGUCGCUGCUUCAGGAGGCAGACAUAUGGCUGUUCAGGUCAGACUUUGUGUUCGAUUUCCCUCGGCCCACGAUGCCAAACGUYGUCUACAUCGGAGGGUUCCAAUGCAAACCAGCUCAGCCUCUGCCAGCGGACCUUGAGCAGUUCGUUCAAAGUGCUGGCGAGCAUGGUGUGAUCAUCAUGAGUCUGGGAACCAUGGUGGAAGCUUUGCCCAAAGAGGCUGCAGAUGACAUUGCCAGCGUCUUUGCCAAGAUGCCUCAGAAGGUGAUAUGGCGGCACAAAGGGGAGCCUCCCUCCACUUUGGGCAACAACACACUCAUUGUGGACUGGAUGCCRCAGAGGGACCUCCUGGGCCAUCCUCAGACCAAAGUUUUUGUAGCUCAUGGAGGAACCAAUGGAGUCCAGGAGGCCAUUUACYACGGGRUCCCCRUGCUYGGCWUACCCCUGUUCYUUGACCAGUUUGACAACCUUGUCCGUUUGCRGGUGAGAGGAGCUGCAAAGAUCAUUGARCUKGRYRAACUUAACAGCCAGAGUUUUGAGCAAGGUCUUCAGGAAGUGCUCCUGCAGGACAGCUACAGACAGAACAUGCAAAGACUAUCUCGCUUGCACAGAGAUCAGCCAAUAACACCCAUGGAUAAGGCUAUCUUCUGGGUGGAGUAUGUGAUCCGUCACAAAGGAGCAGCACACCUGCGCACAGAUGCUUAUAAGAUGCCCUGGUACUCGUACUACAGUUUAGAUGUUCUGUUAGUGUUGCUGACUGCUGCAGCUGCACUGCUGCUCUUUACUGUGGCUGUUUUCUGGUUACUGUGCUGCAGAAGUAGAAGGAGGAYAAAAUCCAAAGCUGAAUGAAUCUGGAAAUGGUUAARAAUCUGCUAGAAAGGGUUCUAAAGCUCUGUMGAYGCAAACYUACUGUGCAUUCUAAGGUAUYUMAUUUGUACAUCUUUGUUGUAUAUGAAGUCAAAUGACAACCAGUUAACUGAUGUAGACAAAUAAAAUAUAAUAGCCUUGUCAAAAUAAUAGAGCCUCUUUCCUGUUUUAAUAUAAGCUAUCAACUGUUUCUUCUUGGAUUAAUACUUGGUUAACAAAUAUAUAAUUGCUGAUUGUUGUAUGUUGGGGAUUUUUGAACUAAAACCAAUUCAGAUGUAAAAAACCUAACUUGUUAUAUGAAUUGUCGAACAUUUAAUU
Molecule: messenger RNA, 2632 nt
Organism: Paralichthys olivaceus (Japanese flounder)
Lineage: Eukaryota; Metazoa; Chordata; Actinopteri; Pleuronectiformes; Paralichthyidae
Product: UDP-glucuronosyltransferase 2C1-like
Molecular function (GO): UDP-glycosyltransferase activity
Source: RefSeq, a predicted model, not a curated record